AGUCUAUGAGUCGUUCAGAAACUGAAGAAAGUUUUUCAAGCUGGCAAGCUUUUAAUUUUAAAUACCAGUAAUUGUAUGUAGAGAAUACUUAAGUCAUCACAUUCAAUCAAUCAUCAUACUGACGCACUCCAUAUUGCGAACAUUUAAAGUAGCGUCCUCCAACUACGGCAUCACGGUGGGCGUCUACAGAAGCUGAGGAGGCGUCGGCUAACGAACGCACACCGCUCAUGGACGCACACGUAGCCCCAUCUUCGUCGUCUUCGUCGGCGGCGUCAGCUGGCGCUCAUGGCAGCCUGAGCGGCGCAGCAGAGCGUUUGGAGCGUCCUCCAAGGCGACAACAAGCAAACCAACGCAACAAUUACGGUUCGAAUGGAAAUCAGGAGCAAAUGAACAACGCAGAUCAAGCUGAUGGGGCUGUACUAGCCGUACCCAGUGUUGUCAUCCGUGAAUCGGCAUCUCGGCCUUCAAGACUUAGUGCUGGCGGCGGCGGCGCCGGUGAUGGUGAACCCGGACAACCUGCCGAAGAGGAGCAGGGCCUUAAAUACGGUGCCCAACAUGUUAUCAAGCUAUUUGUGCCAGUUUCGCUAUGCAUGCUGGUCGUUGUGGCCACCAUUAACUCAAUCAGCUUCUACAACAGCACAGAUGUUUAUCUGCUUUACACACCGUUUCAUGAGCUCUCGCCGGAGCCGAGUAUUAAGUUUUGGAAUGCCUUAGGCAACUCCUUAAUACUUAUGAGCGUCGUGGUAGUAAUGACCAUAUUGCUCAUCGUCCUAUAUAAGAAACGCUGCUAUCGCGUCAUACACGGCUGGCUUAUACUCUCCUCGUUUAUGCUCCUAUUUAUUUUCUCUUACUUGUACUUGGAGGAGUUGCUCCGUGCAUACAACAUUCCCAUGGACUAUCCGACGGCUGUGCUGAUUAUGUGGAACUUCGGCGUAGCUGGCAUGAUAGCCAUACAUUGGCAGGGCCCAUUGCGAUUGCAACAGGGCUACCUUAUAUUCGUAGCAGCUCUGAUGGCCCUGGUGUUUAUUAAAUAUCUGCCUGAAUGGACGGCCUGGGCUGUGCUAGCAGCCAUCUCCGUAUGGGAUCUCAUAGCUGUAUUGUCACCACGGGGACCUCUGCGUAUAUUGGUAGAGACUGCACAGGAGCGCAACGAGCAGAUCUUUCCUGCUUUGAUCUAUUCCUCUACGGUCAUUUAUACCUACAUGGGUACACACUAUGCCCCAGAGCAACCCCAAUCACAAUCAGAAUCAGAAUCACAACCUCAAGCCCAACCAUUGUCAACAGCCACAUCAUCGCCAUCAAACAGCAACUCGACUGCUACAACGCGAACCACACACAACUCGUUGGCCUCGCCGGAGCUACCGACAUGCUCAAGCAACUGUCGCCCAGGUACCUCGCGCACAAGUACUUCACGCGUCAAUCAGCGCCAGCAGGACAAUCAGGCGGCUGCUGAAGGUAUGCCACUUGUGACAUUUAAAACAAAUUUGCACGGAAACGAGGAAGCCGCAGGAUUCACACAGGAAUGGUCUUCGAAUCUCAACAAUCGUGUGGCGCGUCGCCAAAUCGAGGUACAAAGCACACAAAGCGGCAAUCCACGUCGAGCCAAUGAAUACCGCACAGUACCUGCGCCCGAGCAGCAACAACCGGAGCCUCAGGAAGAACGUGGCAUAAAGCUUGGUCUAGGCGAUUUCAUCUUCUAUUCCGUGCUGGUUGGUAAAGCAUCCACCUAUGGCGACUGGACCACUACAAUUGCCUGCUUCGUGGCCAUAUUGAUUGGCCUUUGCCUGACCCUGCUGCUAUUGGCCAUUUGGCGCAAGGCCUUGCCCGCUCUGCCUAUUUCUAUAACAUUUGGUCUGAUCUUUUGCUUUGCCACUAACUUCUUGGUUAAGCCUUUUAUGGAGAGACUGUCCGCUAAACAGGUGUUUAUAUAAAAUGACAAUUAGUGGAUAGAUAUAUAUAUAAAUAUGUAUAUUAAAUACUAGUAUUCUCUGUAACCAAAACACCGUUUUACAAUACAAUCUUUAUUUAACAAAGUAUAGUAACAAACA
Messenger RNA from Drosophila arizonae, 2048 nucleotides. It is a transcript of the gene Psn, whose product is annotated as presenilin. Gene Ontology annotation, molecular function: aspartic endopeptidase activity, intramembrane cleaving. Gene Ontology annotation, biological process: amyloid-beta formation; calcium ion homeostasis; protein processing. Gene Ontology annotation, cellular component: membrane; gamma-secretase complex. Lineage: Eukaryota; Metazoa; Arthropoda; Insecta; Diptera; Drosophilidae. The record is from RefSeq and is a predicted model, not a curated record.